CCUUCUUCCGUUUACGACCUGCUCAUUGUCAACGGCGGCGAUGAGACAUGUCCAGCGGCGACUUGCGAGCACGGCAGCCAGGGUGCUGACCGUUGCGCCCUCCCAACUCCCUCGUUUCCCUCCGAAGGACGCCAUCUUCGAGAACCGCGCCGUCCCCAAGCCGCCAUUUCAGCCGGAGACGUGGGCGGCGGCCCAGCCGCCCCCACGCACCGCCCUCUCCGCCUUCGCCCACAGAGUGGGACUGGGCAAUGUGUUGACGACGCCGGAGCUGGUGCAGCAAGCGUGCACGCACGCGUCGUUCGUCGCGCUGCAGAAGGAGGUCAACCCGAAUGCGCCGGCACCCGCGACGAACGCGCAGCUGGAGCAGGUCGGGAAUGCGCUUAUGGGCUUGUUCGCGAGCGAGUACCUUGCCGCGAAGUACCCCUACCUGCCGACGAAGGUCCUCAAGGCGGCGGUCACCGCGCACGUCGGCCCGCUCACCUGCGCGAAUGUUGCACAAGAGAUGGGCGCGACGCAGCUUUUGCGGUGGAACAGGACAAUUUCCAGGAACCCCUCCCACCCGCAGGUCAUGCUGCACACCGACGCCCUCGCCUCCAUCCCGCGCGCCCUCACCGCACUCAUCUACCAAAAGCGCUCCCUUCCGGCUGCCCGACAGUUCGUGCACUCCUUCUUCCUCUCCCGUCAGGUCGACUUGCGCUCCAUGCUUAAAUUCCGGAAUCCGAAGUGGGCGCUGCUGCAGCUCGUACGCAAGUUCGAUCGCGAGAGACCGGUGUCUAGACUAUUGAAGGAGACGGGCCGCUUCUCAAAUAGCCCCGUAUACCUCGUCGGCGUCUUCUCUGGGGAGGAGCAGAUAGGGGAGGGCUUUGGAAGCUCGUUGAAGAUGGCGGAGUACAGGGCUGCCGAGGAUGCACUGCUUCGCGUCUACCUCACGCAACGACCACCCGACGAUAUCCAGCUGCCCACGUCCACAUUCCCCGCCGGUCCGGAAAACGUCUUCAUGGAGCAGCCUUUCAACGUCUUCCAGAAGGGGCCCGAGCAGCCGUACUCCCCGCCGGACCUGGUGGUCUCGGAGAUCAUGUACGAGAGCGGCGGGAGGAGCUCAGUGCCGAGGGAGGGUCCCGCAGGGCUGACUGUCGACGCGGAGUAGGGGCCAGAGUGGCGCGUAUUAUAGAAAUGCAUCUAAUCAUCUGCUCUGCGAAUCCGUUCAGAGGCGUGACGAC
Molecule: messenger RNA, 1220 nt
Organism: Schizophyllum commune H4-8
Lineage: Eukaryota; Fungi; Basidiomycota; Agaricomycetes; Agaricales; Schizophyllaceae
Product: mitochondrial 54S ribosomal protein YmL3
Exons: 3
Coding region: 41-1147 (368 amino acids)
Biological process (GO): primary miRNA processing; rRNA processing; regulation of gene expression
Cellular component (GO): nucleus
Molecular function (GO): ribonuclease III activity; double-stranded RNA binding
Source: RefSeq, a predicted model, not a curated record